Molecule: messenger RNA, 798 nt
Organism: Porites lobata
Lineage: Eukaryota; Metazoa; Cnidaria; Anthozoa; Scleractinia; Poritidae
Source: the annotation of a GenBank genome assembly
UACACUACACUACACUACAGUACACUGCACUGCACUACCAGUACACUACACUACACUACACCACACUACACUAGACUACACUACACUACACUACACUACACUACACUACACUACACUACACUACACUACACUACACUACACUACACUACACUACACUACACUACACUACACUACACUACACUACACUACACUACACUACACUACACUACACUACACUACACUACACUACACUACACUACACUACACUACACUACACUACACUACACUACACUACACUACACUACACUACACUACACUACACUACACUACACUACACUACACUACACUACACUACACUACACUACACUACACUACACUACACUACACUACACUACACUACACAACACUGCACUGCACUACACUACACUGGGCUGUACACCACACUACACUACACUAGACGGCUACACUACACUAAACUGGGCUAUAUACUACAUAGCCUGUUCCAGGCUCCGAGAUAGUCGGGACCGCGAAAUUUGCUAAAGCACGAACACGAAAAUAAAACCGGAGGAAACUGGGGAGAACCACUGCCCCCUUUUCCCAGAUCACACUGUCAUGUUUUCGAGUGCCUUUCACUAAUGCGUCACCCUAGACUUUCUCAAAGCCCGUCGGCGUUCACGCAGUCGACUUGUAGCAAGUCUAGCGUCUCCCGGCGUCUCCCCCACUAUGGAACAGGCUAUAUACUACACUGUACUAAAACACUACAUUGUACUGUACAGUACUUUAAUGAACCAUACUAUGUUAUGCUAUACUACGCUCUAG